Messenger RNA from Malurus melanocephalus (red-backed fairy wren), 1347 nucleotides. RefSeq names its product eomesodermin-like. Gene Ontology annotation, biological process: cell fate specification; positive regulation of DNA-templated transcription; regulation of transcription by RNA polymerase II. Lineage: Eukaryota; Metazoa; Chordata; Aves; Passeriformes; Maluridae. Gene Ontology annotation, molecular function: RNA polymerase II cis-regulatory region sequence-specific DNA binding; DNA-binding transcription factor activity, RNA polymerase II-specific. Gene Ontology annotation, cellular component: nucleus. The transcript is spliced from 5 exons. The record is from RefSeq and is a predicted model, not a curated record. Bases 124 to 1278 code for a protein of 384 amino acids.
GCCGGCCACCGCGGAAGGGGGGGGUGGGCACCGCGCUGCCUCAGUUUCCCCAUCACCCCGCAGUGACCUAUCACCCCCGGGUGACGCUGACACUAUCCGUGCCUCUGUCCCCUCCCCAGGAGGAUGUUCCCCUUCCUCAGCUUCAGCCUGUCGGGGCUCAACCCKCUGGCGCACUACAGCGUGUGCGUGGACGUGGUGCUGGUGGACCACAACCACUGGCGCUACCAGGGCGGCAAAUGGGUGCAGUGCGGGAAAGCCGAGGGCAGCAUGCCAGGGAACCGCCUGUACCUUCACCCCGACUCGCCCAACACGGGCGCGCACUGGAUGCGCCAGGAGGUUUCCUUCGGCAAGCUGAAGCUCACCAACAACAAGGGCGCGUCCAACAACGUGGGCCAGAUGAUCGUGCUGCAGUCGCUGCACAAGUACCAGCCGCGGCUGCACGUCACCGAGGUGAAGGAGGGCGAGGGGGAGGACGGGUACCCCUCCCCGCACACGCACACCUUCGCCUUCCCCGAGACGCAGUUCAUCGCCGUCACCGCCUACCAGAACGCCGACAUCACGCAGCUGAAGAUCGACCACAACCCCUUCGCCAAAGGAUUCCGGGACAACUUCGACUCGAUGUACCCGGCCUCGGAGAGCGAUCGCCUGACCCCGUCUCCUCCGGAGGCUCCGGGCUGCCAGCAGCUCCUGCCCGCCGCUCGCUUCCAGCCCUUCCUGCCCGAGCAGUUCCCGCUGCCCCCGGGCCGCUUYUUCGGGGCCGAGCGGGGCCCGGCGCUGCCGCUGCCCCCCAAAGACCCCCCUGCGCCCCCGCCCUGGUUCCUGCCCCCGCCCCAGCAGCCCCCGGCCCCGGGCGCGCUCGAUUUCGGCGCUUUCGAGGGCGGCUACGGCGGGAGCAAACUGGUGCCGUACGGGGUGAAACCGUUCGCGCUGAGCCCCGCGCCGCACCCGCCGCUGCCCUACUACCCCGAGGGGCCGGGGGGAUUCGGGGUGCCGGGGGGAUGGAGCCCCGCUCAGCUCGGCCCCAAGGGCUGGUACCGGGAGCCCCGGCAGGACAAGGGCAGGGAGCCGGACGGGGGCUGGGCCCCGGAGCCGCCCGGUACCGGCGCCGUGACCGCGGGGGACUCGGCGGAUCCGGGGCUGUUGGAGUGCAAACGGCGCCGCGUGUCCCCCCCGUACCCCUCGAGCACCGAGAGCUCCCCGCCGGGCCGCAACGGCGACAUCUACGGCGACAAAGAGCCGCUGCCCGACGGGGGCUACUACGGCUACUACGGCAACUGAGGGCACCGGGAGCCCCAAACUCGGGGGUCCCGUGCGCCCCCAAACCCCUCCUGCACCCCCGGGAGCGGA